Molecule: messenger RNA, 3198 nt
Organism: Lytechinus pictus (painted urchin)
Lineage: Eukaryota; Metazoa; Echinodermata; Echinoidea; Temnopleuroida; Toxopneustidae
Product: carbohydrate sulfotransferase 12-like
Exons: 3
Coding region: 354-1337 (327 amino acids)
Biological process (GO): carbohydrate biosynthetic process
Cellular component (GO): membrane
Molecular function (GO): sulfotransferase activity
Source: RefSeq, a predicted model, not a curated record
CCCUACCACUGGAUGGUUGACCCUGUAGAGAAUCACAGCCAGUACAUCGUCCUUGCAAACAAGAUUUAAGAGUCUGUGGUAACCAACAACUUUGUGUCAAUACGAUUACAAAAGAAGCUUAAAAAAGGUGUACAUCUAGGCCUUCUUUUUGUGCUUCAAGGACUUAUGCUGUCUCAACAUACGACCCAUUCGAAGUUGGAGAAAAGAUUUGUACCAAGCUGUACGUGGUCUAUCAUCCAAAAGUAGUAGUAGUAUGUUGUGUCAUGGCUUCGGUUUAUCAUGUUUAUGAUGCGUAGAAAUUGUGGAGGAUAUUCUGGUUAAUAACGUGUUGAAGAAACCUUUGAAUCUAUUCGAUGGGUACCAGGAAGAAUUUUAUUCUUAUUACCAUCAUUGGUUUGAUGAUCUUCUUGACUGUUUUUUUCCUCCACACCACUUCUCAUGACGUAACAGUUUGGCUGGAACUGUAUCGAGGUUCACUAGGACAUGGACAGGAUGAGAUGGCGAACCAAGUUGAGAAUGUUCAGCACAUUCAAGAGCACAGAAAAGAGCAUUUGAAGCAGGGUUGUGCUGCCUUGGGAUACAGCCAACGUUUCGUCAACAAGAAACUUGAUCGUGCUACUCUGAGGAAGUUCUCCCGAGUCCUUGUGAUACCUGAGCUUAAAGUCAUCUACUGCCCAAUACCCAAAGUGGCGUCGACAUCAUGGCUACGACUUCUCCUGACUGCCGUCAACGAAGAUUCAUCUCAACCUCAUAAAAAAAGCAAACGAGUGUUUCCAAACCUAGCAUCCUUCCCUCCGUGGGAUGCAAGGAGGAUCUUAAGGACAUACACAACGUUCUUUUUCGUUCGAAAUCCAUAUGCCAGGAUUCUCUCAGCGUAUAAGAAUAAAAUUCUCUCUGAAGGGGAAUCGAAGUUCCGACAUGAGGUCUUGAAAUGGUAUAAACUUCACGACCCAAAGGAAUUGAAACGCAUGAAUUCUUCUAAGCACUUUACAUUCAAGCAAUUUGUUAACUACUAUACAAAGUCAACAGUUAAAAAUGUCCACUGGGAGGACAUGAUUGAGCUAUGCCAUCCUUGCAUGAUCAACUACGAUUUCAUUGGCCACCUGGAGACGCUCAAAGAGGACUCGGGUUAUCUAAUGAACCUACUGGACAUAGGGGUGUCCUUUCCAGAGGAGCACAGACAACAUCAGACUAACAGCUCUCAAGAAGACACCCUUCAGACCUUCUAUUCACAAUUGGCUGGUGGGGAGUACAAAGAUCUUUCAUUCAGCCAGGGUCUUGCUAGAGAUGCUCUUCUGUUUGGUUAUGACACUCCUGACAGUAUCAAACGCAGCUAACCAAUAUUGAACAAGCCAUAAGGUGACAUCGCUCUAGGGCAUUUCAUUACUUUGACCGAUAUUGCAGUUCUUGCAUUGCCACGCGCAACAUAACUCUUUAUGACAACCAUGACCAUGAUGACACCCUCUCUUUCAAUCUUAUCAUUUUAAAAUCUCAUCCUAAGAUGAAUAGAUACUUCUGCGUAGUUAGAACGAUCCAAUAGCUCUCAAAAACACAUAGACAGAUUAUUGUCAUGCAGCUGAUUGGGUGAACGCGCGUAUUGUGACAUCCCGGUAUGACAUUCAGAGGAAACAGCUAUAGCACGCCAAGACAUGGGACCCGUGCAAUAUUCAGAUGUUUAUGACAUGUACAGUCAUCGGAUAGAGAAGAUUUCAUUCCAAGAGUGCAGAGUGUAUCAAGGAAAUUAAAGAGUGGUCAAACUUGAAUGGCCUAAAGUUGAAUAGUAUAAAAACAGAGGUUAUGCAUAUAAAAUCUCGAUUUUGACCCCAUGUACCUUUGUUUGCGCCCUUUUGAAAUUUAGGGUGUAGAGGUUGUUCCUGUUAAGACAUCAAUAAAUCUCGGUGACCUAUUUGAUGAUCAGUUUACUAUGCAAAAUUGCAUCAAUUCUAAAUGUCGAUCUGCGUCAUAUGCAUUGCAUAAGAUUGGGAAAAUUCUACCAAAUAUUGAUAGAGAUCCCUCUGAAAGGUUGGUGCAUGCAUUUCUCAUGUGCCACUUUAUUAGACUAUUGCAAUAGUCUAUUGUAUGGAGUACCAGACAAUCAACUCCAGAAACUUCAGGUCAUUCAAAACUCGGCUGCUAGGAUUGUUACCAGAACAAAAAAAUAUGAAUGUGUAUCUGUAUUAAGAUCCCAAGAUCCUUGCAUUGGUUGCCGGUCAGGUCACAUACGAAGUUCAAGAUCUUACUACUCUCAUUUCAGUGUUUUUGACAAAUAGCUCCAUCUUAUCUGUUUGAGUUACUUGUAAAAUAUGGACCUGUUCAAAAUCUUAGAUCACUUCAGAAGGUCUUAUCUAAUGUACCUGUUGUUAAGACAAAGUUUUAUGGCGAACGGGGGUUUGCACACGCAGCGCCGGAACUAUGGAAUAGUAUCCCACAAAAUUUAAGGCAAGUUGAUACAAUUGGGCAAUUUAAAUCUGCAUUGAAAACGUAUUUAUUUAACUGAUGAUAAUAUCAUCAAAGCAUUAUAAGCAGCUAUCCCACAUCUUUUCUUCUUUUUCCUAUCGCGCAUUGAGACCUUUGUAAGGUUCAUGCGCUAUAAAAAAAAAACUGUUCUAUUAUUAUUAUUCGAUUAUUGCACGCUCCAGCAAGUGAUCCAUCAGUGGAAUAAUUCAAUAGUCGACCAAUACACGCUCUAGCAAGAGCCAGCUAGUGGAAUAGUCGACAAUUGGAUGCUCCAGCAAUAGAGAGGAGAGUGCAAUAGUAUAGAUCCCAAACUCAAUAAAUGCACGUACCAUGGCCUGCGUCCCACAAUUUCUAUUCUAUUAUUGUUUUUGUCUUUUUGUAUUUUAUAUUUCUCUAGUCAAGAUAUUCUUCAUGUUAUUAUUUUAUCAUUUCCAUUUUCCCUAUAUUCUGUCAUAGACUGUUGUUAUUAAGUACCAAAAUGAAAUAAGAGGCAAGUUAAGAACAACAACAACAUUUGAUAUAUUCGUGCUUCCAAAAAGAAGGAACAGACAAUGGAUAAUCUGUAGAAUAUGAGUUGUCAAUGUAUCUACAAAGAGAUGAUAUUUAAUUCGCUAUAAUGUAUAUCAUUUUGUUUAUGUCGAGAAUUGAAGUUACUAUCAAAUAAAAAGCUAUAAAUACAAUUUUAAAAAAGGAGCAGGGGUAGGUCAAGCGAGCAUAUAACAAGUUGGUUGAAUGACAUGC